Molecule: messenger RNA, 1461 nt
Organism: Purpureocillium takamizusanense
Lineage: Eukaryota; Fungi; Ascomycota; Sordariomycetes; Hypocreales; Ophiocordycipitaceae
Exons: 1
Coding region: 1-1461 (486 amino acids)
Source: RefSeq, a predicted model, not a curated record
AUGGAUUUCGAAUCCCCUCAAGGACAGUCUUUCGGCCUCGCCGGAACUUUCUCCGUGAAACAAGACCGAAUCGCCUCGCAGUUCAAGAAAUUCGGAGUCAAAAGAGAAAAGGAUGUGAAGAAAUGUGACUUCAUCAUCGCAAACACGGAUGCCUUGAACAACAAAUUUGUCAAUGAUGCAAAGGCUGCAAACCUCCCAGUCCUUAACGAAGGCUGGAUAGAAUCAGUUUUGGAAGGGCAGGCGUGGAUUGUGCCCGAUACAACGCAUUUUCAUUUUAAACCUGGAUCUACUUCAGCGCCAGAAGCUAGCGCAGAAAGCAAGCCCGACCAAACCGAGACCGCUGUCGAAAAUGCCGACGCACUUGAGCAACAGCGCCAGCAGGACCUGAUGCAACAAGAAGAGCUGCGCAAAGAAAAUGAGAAGCGCAAGCAAGAUGAGGAGAAGCGCAAGCAAGACGAGAAGCGCAAGCAAGACGACGAGAAGCGCAAGCAAGACGAGAAGCGCAAGCAAGACGACGAGCAGCGCAAGCAAGACGACGAGAAGCGCAAGCAAGACGACGAGAAGCGCAAGCAAGACGAGAAGCGCAAGCAAGAUGAGGAGAAGCGUCAGGAAAACGAAGAGGAGCAGGACGAGGAGCGAGACGACCAGCGCCAGGAAGAUAAUGAAGAUCAUCAGCCAGACGAAGAAAGCCAUCACACGGAAGACGAACGUGAGAGCCCCGACGAGGAGAGCCCCGAACCAGAGGGGGAGAAGAGCAAAGAAGACGGCAAGAGGCGUGGGCAACACGAAGAAAAGCGCAAACCAACAUUGCAAGCCCCGCCCAUCUUGAAACCUGCCUGGGGUGGCCGUACCGUUCAAGGAGCGCGAGCACAUUGGUAUAAUAGCAGCCGCGCGCAGAACGAGCUUGUUGUUGCUGUUCAUCCCGCGGACGAAUGCAAGCCAGAACAUCAGCAGCGCAAGAACUACGUUCUGAAUAUCGACUUCGUUGUUCGACACUUCCUGUUUGUGUCCGAUCCGCAGACUGUAUUCCCCUCACACAAGAACCCAUCAAAGACGAAACGAAAUCUCCGCGCGUCCUGGCUGCUUCCACGGAAAGAUUCAGGCGCACAGGGCCAAGCUUACAUCGACAAGCGAGGCCAUGUUUUGUCCGUUACUGGCGACGCCAUCCUGCGGGGCCAUAAAAUGGAUGAUUUUGACUGGUGGGGUACCGCGACCGAUGGCAGAGUGUGCUACAACGCAGGCAUUUUGCCGGGUGAGACCGAGCCCCAGGUGUGGGCACGAACAACACAGAAGAAAAUUUGGAAGCAUAUCGACCCUGAGAUUGAUGCCAUCCGACAGGUAUUUGGUCAACCCGCUCUUGCCGAGGAAAGUGUGCGGAGAAGGACUGGGGAUGGCAAAUCACGGAUUUUGGAGAACCUGGCCGAGUGUGAAAGGUGGUUGAAGGAGGAGGAGGACGACUAA